CGUCACAUCCGGCUCUCGCUGGUGUUUUGUUUUGGUGGCGGAGGCAGGGCGGGACGGUGCUGACGGCUGGAGGACCGAACUUGAGCAGCACGAGAGGAGGAGUUGGAGCCCCGGAAAACACCGACCGACUCCGUCCGUCCGUGCAGUGCUGCAGUCAGGGACAUCUACGUCUGUAAACAAAAGCUGUAAUAAAACAUUGAGACAUGUCAGCCAGUCGUCAGCAUAGUGAGAGCCGGGCCAUCCCUACCAGCAGGACGGUGCUGGACAACGACACAACCCAACUACCUCAUGACUACUGCACCACCCCUGGAGGAACCGUUUUCUGUACCACUCCUGGAGGCACUCGAAUCAUCUAUGGUCGUAAGUUUUUGCUGGAUCGUCGCAAUUCCCCUGUUGCUCAGACACCACCACGCAACCUCCCCAUCAUUCCUGGAGUCACCAGUCCUGGUGCCAUAUCUGAUGAUUCUAAAGUAGAAGCCAACAGUGUACAUCAAAGUAACGGGAGACCUUCCCUGCCGGAUGAUGCUCAGUUUGAGAUGGAUAUCUGAGUUCAUCAUAUUCCAGAAAUCGCAAAGGGGAGGAAGAAUGACAUCAUCCUGAUUCACGAUGUGGCAAUCACAGUUUGGUAUUACUGUAACAAACCAUCACAGCAGUCUCACUUGGAAAGCAUCCAUCUUCUGAUUGUCAGAAAUUUUAGCAGGAGCUGUAUUGAAAACAACUGUCCCUUCUUAUUUUUAUUAAUUUUGUUGGUCUGCAUUAGACCUCUGGUUAAACAUUCUUGUUUUAGGGAUAAGUUUGAAUUUAAUGGAACUACAAAAAUGUUCUUUUACAUAGGUUGGUGUGACUUGAUCACAUUUUUAAGAAAAUUGCUUCUUUAUGACUAUUUUAUUAAUGGUUUUCCUUUUUGUAUGAGAAACAUCUAAGUGUCUGGGAUGAGAAGAUUAAGCAAACAACAUAUUGUAUGAGAGUAAUGGAUGCAGUAAUGUUUUUUCAAAAAUGGAAGUGUUUCUUAGGAUGUCUGAAAACAGUAAUGAGUGAACACCACUUCUCAACAUUUGUGAUUUAAAAUAUAUAGCAGGGACACUUAAAUUUUCAGAAAUGAUUGCUACAACUAGAGCCACAAAUGUAAAGGAUCAAGUGCCCGACUUUGUUAUAUGCUCAGCACAUCCAUUUUAAAUGAGAUUAAAUACAGAACAUCUGGAUUAUUGUAUACAUUCUUGCAGUUGCUACAGCCUAUUUCCAUCUAAGUGUGUUUUUUUUUUCUGCUUCCAUAUCCAGAAAUUACUUGGAUGUUAGGAUUAAUGUCAGUAGAGUUUGCUAGAGAAUUGAUUUUGGGUGCAUAUUUUUUCAUCUUGUGCAACAUUUUAAUGUUGACAUCUGCCAUGUACAGUUUUAUUUUCACAGUGUGGUCUUUGGUUGAUAAUGAUACACUUGUCAGAGUAUACCCUUUCUGUCAUUUGCAGUACAUUUACAUACCAAAUUUAGUAAAUGCUUAACUUUCUGGGUUUUUUAGAUUAUAAAAUGUUAGCAAUUUGCACAGCUAUACUACAUUUAAGUUAUGUAGAGGCAAACAUUUGGUUUUCAGUGUUGCAGUUAGAAAAAGGAACUUUAGUUAGCUUUUGAAAAGCAGUUGUAAGGGUUAAUUUUUGUUUUAGUUAUAUGCUUAUCAUUUUAAAAGGAAAUGUUUGAUGGAACAAACAACCAUGUCCAUAGGAAGAGUUUGUAAAUGAGUUUUUGUUUGCUAUAACCUUGUAUUUGUUCAUGAAGUUUGGUUAACAAUUUGUUCUUAAGCCUUUCAUACAUAACACACUGUUUAUAGUGAAAUUUCUGUAGCUGUAAGGCAGUGUUAGAAAUGAGCAGAGUGAUCUGGUAUCACCCAGUGUUUGUAGAAAAUCAGCUUAGUGGCUUAGACAUGGGUUAUAUUAGUAAGAAGUCCAGAAUUUUGUGCUUGGGUCUUCAUAAUGGAGUGGAGACAUUUCAUUUUCCCAAACAUGUGAAGAAUGAUGUUUAGUAAGGGGUAUAUAGAGCAAAGACCACCCCACCUGGAUGGAUGGGCAUCAAAAGCUUGGGUGGUGGUGUUUAGCAUUUGUAUGAAACUGUUGUGUUUUGUACUAGUGAAAGUGGGAGUUUGCUUUAUGCUCUAGACAUUGUAUAAUCCAAACUCAAAACAGAGUGCAAUAAUAGAGAACCAGGGUUUAAAAUUAGUCAUUUAAAAACGCCAAAAAUGUCAUGUAAUGGAAAAGCCUUUAAUGCUGAUUAAUGAUUUUUCCACUAUAUGGCAUUUCCAGCAUAUUUUUGUGAUUAUGUAAUAAUACAUUGCUUCUAAGUUGUUAAUAAUAUGUUGUUUGCAAGUUGUUGUUGCCGAUUCAUAAGUGAAGUACAUCAACUCCAGAGACAAUUGUAUCAUAUGCAACUUCAUCAGGAAUUGGACAGGACUAGUGUGUUGACAUGCAAUGAAUGGUAAAGACAUGUAGGCGUUUCUUUUGAAAACAGAGCUUGAUUUUUUUUUUAAUUACGGAUGCUCAUUGAUAACAUUGCAAUACUUUCUCAUAAAAAAUGGUACCCAUUUGUCUGGCAAUUGAGUUCAGGUCUUGACAGUAAUUGUCAUUUGUAGGUACUAAAAAAUAUAACAGUGUUGAAUUCUGUAUUUAGUCACUGGGUGGGUAGGGGGAUGCUGUGUUUCAAGAUUUCUGGUGCUGAACAGCAUCUGAUUCCUGUUUUUCUCUCCGUUCUUGUUGAGCACAUAGAAAUGAGAAGUAUGCGACAAUAAUGUAGAGAGUUGGUUGGUGCUUGAGUUUUCAUUUCUGUUUAUCUGAAUGUAUUUUGUGCUGUGUGUCAUGAGAAAGAACAGAUGUUACUAGCUACAAGAAACAGCAUUUACUUCUGAAAUGUAAGUGAUGCAUUUAAGAAACUUCUUUAUUUUAGUGCCAUCAUAGACAAACUUGCACAGUCUGAAAGUUACUUAACAAAUAGAAGCAUUAAACAUUGAAAGACAGCUGAGGCUUGUGUUUCCUGCUACGUUUCACUGGUUUAUUUCCCCUGCUGAAGAUAUUCACAGCACAAACAAUGUCAGUUUUGUUCUUCAUUCACUGUAAACUUGGCCCCAGUAAUGAUUUGGCAGGCAAAAUAAUGAGGAAAUGUGAAUGUUAGUCAAAGAAUUAUGCUUCGGAAUGGUGGGGGGGGGGGUGCAGGGGGGGCUUACCUCCCUGCUAAAAAGCUUGAAAUCAUGUUCACAUAAAAUGGCCUUCAGCUAAUCACGUUUGUGCAUUCCUCUAUUGAAGAAUAGUCCUUCAAAUAAUCAUAAAGCCAAUAAAAAAGCCUUUGUUGAUACUUAUACCACAUUUUGAUUUUGGUUACAGGGCUCUAUAUGUUUGACAGGACAGAGAAAAGCAAAACUUGUAAAAUACUUUUGCUCUCAGUAAAAUGGUGAACACCGUGCUACAAGUAAAAUGGUGAACACCGUGCUACAAGUAAAAUGGUGAACACCGUGCUACAAGUAAAAUGGUGAGCCCUCAAUGGUUUCUGCAUGCUACAAGUAAAAUGGUGAGCCCUCAAUGGUUUCUGCAUGCUAUCAGUAAAAUGGUGAGCCCUCAAUGGUUUGUUCAUGCUCUCAGUAAAAUGUUGAACACCGUGCUACAAGUAAAAUGUUGAACACCGUGCUACAAGUAAAAUGGUAAACACCGUGCUACAAGUAAAAUGGUAAACACCGUGCUACAAGUAAAAUGGUGAACACCGUGCUACAAGUAAAAUGGUGAACACCGUGCUACAAGUAAAAUGGUGAACACCGUGCUACAAGUAAAAUGGUGAACACCGUGCUACAAGUAAAAUGGUGAACCCUCAAUGGUUUGUUCAUGCUCUCAGUAAAAUGUUGAACACCGUGCUACAAGUAAAAUGUUGAACACCGUGCUACAAGUAAAAUGGUAAACACCGUGCUACAAGUAAAAUGGUAAACACCGUGCUACAAGUAAAAUGGUAAACACCGUGCUACAAGUAAAAUGGUAAACACCGUGCUACAAGUAAAAUGGUGAACACCGUGCUACAAGUAAAAUGGUGAGCCCUCAAUGGUUUCUGCAUGCUAUCAGUAAAAUGGUGAGCCCUCAGUGGUUUGUUCAUGCUGUCUGUAAAAUGCUGAACACCGUGCUACAAGUAAAAUGGUGAGCCCUCAGUGGUUUGUUCAUGCUACAAGUAAAAUGGUGAGCCCUCAGUGGUUUGUUCAUGCUGUCAGUAAAAUGCUGAACACCAUGCUACAAGUAAAAUGGUGAGCCCUCAGUGGUUUGUUCAUGCUGUCUGUAAAAUGCUGAACACCAUGCUACAAGUAAAAUGGUGAGCCCUCAGUGGUUUGUUCAUGCUACAAGUAAAAUGGUGAGCCCUCAGUGGUUUGUUCAUGCUGUCAGUAAAAUGCUGAACACCAUGCUACAAGUAAAAUGGUGAGCCCUCAAUGGUUUGUUCAUGCUGUCAGUAAAAUGGUGAGCCCUCAAUGGUUUGUUCAUGUUAUCAGUAAAAUGGUGAGCCCUCAGUGGUUUGUUCAUGCUGUCAGUAAAAUGGUGAACACCGUGCUACAAGUAAAAUGGUGAGCCCUCAAUGGUUUGUGCAUACUGUCAGUAAAAUGGUGAGCCCUCAAUGGUUUGUUUAUGCUGUCAGUAAAAUCGUGAACACCAGCUGGUUCAUUCAUGUUGUCAAUAGAACUGCGAGCACCAUCUGGUUAGUCAGACAGUGCAUAUCUUUGGCCAUGCCUAGGUAAAUAGUGUCAUAUCUGCAACCUCUGCAGGGUCUGCAGAUGAAAAGAAGGGGUGAGGGAAAUGUUCUUUCUCUUGAUUUUGAAAAACAGUGCAUUGCUGCAAAUCAUAGAUGACAACUUUGUUGAAUUUCCGUUUCAUUUUAAGAAGUAGGUAUUGAACAUUUUGCUGUAUUGUGUACUGGGAAGUUUUAUAAAUGUGAAUUUAAUUGUAUAUCUUCUGUUUCCAUCCCCUUCUUAAAGCAGAGAAAGGCACAAUCUCUUAAACUGUUUUAUUUGGGAGUGGGGGAGUUACAGAUAUAAUUCUUAUAGUUACACACACCAUUUUUUUAUCAUCUUUUGAAGGUUGACCGUGCACACAAGAAGCAGCUUAGCAGUUGUAACUUGACCACAUUAAAUAGAAUAUUCUCAUUUUUCUUACAUUAAGGUUUGUCCAUCCAUAUUUUAUAGAAACACUGCUUCUUACUUACACGGUAUUUAUAGCGUCUGCUGCAGAUAGAAAGCUUAUUAAUCUUAAACAGACGUCCUGCCUGAAAUUUAUUUGGAGCUCCGUCAUAUGUGAAAGCAACCAAAUAUGGGUAGAUUACUGCCUCCCAUGAGGGGUGUUUAUCCUUGACGGCCACUGUUUGUGAUGGUUCUCCCUUGUCAUUCUUUUAGCCUUAUUUUAUAAUCUCUUCAUGUUAUGGACCAAGUAACACUGUACACCAAAGCUGCAGGCUCGAAACUAAGCAGUGUGUACUUCCUCCUCCUGUAUGGUGAUAACCAGGGGAGACCCUAGUUUCCUGUUUCUUGUGGCCUGGUAUCUGCAUUUAGUGCACUUGCAUGUACCAGAGUGUAUGUUUCAGUGCUUCCAUGUACACUGUGUUGCAUUUUGGUGUCAUGAUGUCUCUGAUGGGAAAGUGAGAAGGCGAUGGUUACUAUUCUACUUCAACAAAAUAAAAGCUUUGUAAGUAUCUCAGACAGUUCUGCAAGUUUAAGAAGCACUCAGCUGUCCCAUUCCCAAUACAGGUGCUUAGAUCCGAAUUUUUCAUACUUAACACCAGCAAUUCCGAUUGUACUCCAGUGUUGCUUUUUAACCCAAAGUGGUUUUAUUGCUUCGAAAGUAAGUGUUAUUGUAUUGUAUUAUCUGUCUGGCAGAGUAGUGGAUUUAGGCUGUGAGCUCUUAAUAGGCUGCUUCCUGUAGUCCAGGGUUUAAUUCACUCAGCCUCCAUUUGCCUACUACUAUUUUUUUAAACUGUUCAUCUUGAAUGUGGAGCAGUACAGUGCAGAAGGACUGACCAGUUUGUCUGCUUUAUGCCACCGAACACUGCAGCAUGAGGCUGUGACACCACAUUUGACUAAAAGUUGCCACAGUAUGUCCUUCGAAUUUAGUUGGUGAUCUCACUGUCAGAAUCCAUAUUACCAGUGCUUGCUAUAACAAAAGGAAAUUCCAUGUUUCCAGAAACAUUAAAAUGAAUGCAUAUAUAUACAUAUAUACAUACACUUUCUUGUAUGUAUAUGUGCAUAUUUGUGUGUGUGUGUACAUGUAUACAUAAUAUAGAUGUAUAAAAUAUGUACUUGUGUGUAUGAUGUAUUCACACAUAUACAAAAUAUAUAUCCUUUCGGUAUUCACGUGGCUCCUUUUUCCUCUCAGAAGGAGAUUAAGCACAUUCUUUCAGGCAAGUUUGUGGCAUUCAGCCAGACAUCGCUGGUAUGCCAGUCCUUUACUCACACACACCUGUCAACUGUUUAAUGGAUCUGCAGGUCUUUUGUUGGCAUGUCAUUGGGAUCACAGUUCCUCUGUUGGCAUUUUUUUUUUUAUUGUGUGAAGAAACCCUAACAAAAACCCACAUCAGCACAGGAAAGACAUGUAAACUCCACACAAAAGACAGUCCCAUUUGGGAAUCCAGUGGAUAACCAAGUGGUGUGAUGCAGCUACACCAGUGUGCUGUCUGUAUACACAUGCAUCCUGUGUGUGUGUAUAUUUAUAUGUGGGGCCAUGUUAGAACAUCAGUUUGCCAGAGGGUUUCAUUGCAUUUGUAAUGCAACCUUCCAUAUUGUUUUCUCAGGUUAUAGCUUCUGCAGAAAAGUGGCGCCGGCCUUUAGUGGUGCACAGGUGGCGCCGGCCUUUAGUGGUGCACAGGUGGCGCCGGCCUUUAGUGGUGCACAGGUGGCGCCGGCCUUUAGUGGUGCACAGGUGGCGCCGGCCUUUAGUGGUGCACAGGUAGCACCAGCCUUUAGUGGUGCACAGGUGGCGCCGGCCUUUAGUGGUGCACAGGUAGCACCAGCCUUUAGUGGUGCACAGGUAGCACCAGCCUUUAGUGGUGCACGGGUGGCGCCGGCCUUUAGUAGUGCACCUAGAGUAUUUUUAUUUAACACUGUUCUUGCAUUCUGCAGGUUGAGUUCUAUCUUGUACUGCUUGUUCUUCAGUUGACAGUCAGUUACAUGUUUUUGCAUAAACCAUAUUUGUUUGUCAGCCUCUGGCCAGAGCAGACUGCCUAAUGCCAGUUCCGAGUUUGAGUGUUGCUACAACAGGAACACAGAGAAGGUUGUUAAGAUGUCUAUCUGCUACUUUUAAUCAGCAGAUCACAUUGUAACAGUGAGUCAUAUCUUCAUAAUAUGCCAGUUUUGUCUUGUGUAAUGUGUCUUUUUACCUUGCGUACUCUGUGGGAGAUGUUUAGGUGUGACUUCAUGGAAAUGCCGCAGGAUCUCUUUACAAAGAAUACCUGUGGGUGGUGGUUGUCAUGGUUACUGAUUUAGUUGACACUGGAUUGCAUCAUAUGUCUUUGGUCAGACUUGGGUCUCAGUGAUCUCUGUAUUCGGUAUAGGAAAUUUCAUGUGUGAUGGUGAUGAGAUUUGCUUUCUUCUCUUGAAGAUUAGUGGUUAUCAUAUACAAGUACAUCCAUUUUAUGGCCAGUUACUGAACAUUCCAGUGAAAAUGGUUCUGUUUCAGAGCAUUGCUGUAAUUUUUGUAGACUUACCUGUAUUCACUCUCAGCUGUUAUAUUCAUAUGAAUUUUGACAUUUUUUCUCAUCCAUCUUUUUAAAAAGUGUUAAACCUAAGCAACUUUGAAGUUUCAUAACUAAUAACAAAGCAUUUCUUUUUACUUUUUUUUUACUUUUUUUUUCUCCACUUAACUUUCAUUUUGGUAGUUGUCUAGUGCCAUGUGUCCUUUGCAGGGACUCUUUCUCCCCAAGCCCAUUGUCCAAAUUUGAGCCAGGGUCGCAAGGAUCCUAAGACAUCUGGAGGUUUUUACCUUAUGAGCUGCCCCCCCCCCCCGCGGUUCCUGUGGAGAAGUCUGAUGCAGGCAACGUUCCACCCCACCUUUGCAGCAGCUCAGCCAUUCUCCAAUUACUACCCCCUUAUGGACACACCUCACAAUAAGGGCAUUCUGGCUCCACCAGGGAUUGCUGUCAGGGAUGCUGCCCCCCAGGAUUGUAAUACCCAUCUCUCCUCACUGCCCCCAUCAAUCACCCAGACUACUAAUCAGACCUGGGUCAGCUGACCCAUAGUCAGGGCUUUAUCUACCUCCACGACUGAUGUGAAUGGAUGGAGCAUUGGUGCAGCAGUUUGGGUUUUCACCUCACAGCAAGAAGUUUUCCGAUUCAGUUCUUGGCUGGGCUGCCUUCUGUGUGGAAUCUACAUGUCCUCCUUGAGUUCGUGUGGGUUUCCGCCUACCUUACAAAGGCAUAUGUCUAAAGCAUUUCUCCCUGGGCCUCCACUGCAAAUUGACUCGUUCCAAGUUGGAUUUUCCUGGUAAACAAGUGUUAAGUAAAUAAAUUAAAUAAAUGAUAUGAGUAAUGUAGCAUGUGAACGUGGAAUACAGCGAAAUAUUGCAUAGAUGCUUCAAGAAUACAGAUUAAGAUAGAUUAGUAUUAGGCUAACUGCCCUUGUGGGCCAUUUUUAAGCCUAGCCAAUUACUCCAUGUGAGAAUCAAACCCUGCACCUUAUGUCUGUAAGGUAAACACCUUAACUGUUAUACCAACCCCUCACCCCUAUACAUGAUUAAUACAUGGUAUAUUUAAUGAAGUCAUGGAAAUUUAACCAAGAACAAAUAUUUUUAAUAAACAUUUUUGUCACCCAACUAUUUCUGCAGGAUCUCAAUAACAGAGUAUUCAGAGCCAACCUGAAUAUCUUGAAAAAGAAGAGAAAUGGAAGUGUAACUGCAGAAUAUGUCUUAAUGAUGUUUAAGCCAGUAGUUUACACGUUUCCGUUUACAAUUUCCAGUAAUUGUGUCAUUAGUGAUGGUCUUUUAGCGCACAGGACACAGAAACUGGAAAUAUCAAGCGCUGAAUAGCCUAAUAUUGAAGAGACCUGGUUGCUACUUUAAGUACUACUAAUCUGAACCAAGCUGCCUACAUCAUAUCAAACUUGGUAUGUACGGUCUGCCUUCCUUUUACAGAAAUUGGGGAGGAGCCUUAAAUCUGAUCACCCGCUGUACAGGAUUGAGAACAUCCGAGUCAGUGUCUCAAAGGUGACAGAACUAAAUGUGGGGACUGUUUUGACAGUGCCAUGCUGUUCCACCAGUGCUUUCCUGUGAGAAGGUUUGAGUACAGCAGAGAUUGUAUGUGGUGGUUAAAGCCACCAGUCCCAGAGUUUCAGCCAACAAUGAAAGCCAUGUUGAUGUACAAGCAGGUCGUCACAUUGGUGGUGGAAACUACUCUGCAAAUUUGUUUUCAGAUACAUUCUCACAACAUAUGCCAAGGAGCUGAAGUAGGGUACUUACUUUGGAAAAUGUUAGACUCUAAAUGCAUCAGCUCUGAAGUUCUGUCCCCUUUUACAUCACCAGGGUAUCCCUGAAAGAAGCCUUGUACAUCUUUGGUAGCUUUACACUUUACCAUUUUCAGGCUGUUUUAUUUUGACGGAUAUUGUCUCUGAAAAGAAGCUCAACUUGUAUGCAUGUUAAUGUACAUGCUUGCAGCAUUUUUAGAAGUGUAUAGAGUUUGUGUCUGAACUGUGAAUUUUGGUAUGCUUUUCAACAAGCACAUCACAUACCACUUAAACAGAUGCUUCUUUUAGAUGGAUGUGGAAGAACUACUGACUUGCUGUGACAGAGAAAUUUCUGUUUGACAGGCGCAUAAAACGUAUUUGUUUUGCAUCUUCAUGUUAUGCAAAACUGCUGCUUACUUGUUUGAACUAGGACCCUGGUGGGUUUUGGGUGAAAUUCCUGUUUUGCUCUACUUUGUUCAAUAGUGAGGAUAUUUGAUUAUUCUGGCCACUGUAUUCUUCAUGGCUUAUUUCUGUACUGUCCGGUUCCUGUGAUGUAAUUGUUGGUAGUUGGUAGAUGCACUUUCGGCAUGCAUCCGCUAGUGGUUUCGGGAAUACCAGACCCCAUGGCCCCUUUCUCUCCUUAUUUGCAUACACAUUCCAACUGAUUCCAAGCCUAGAGGGGACUAUAGGUUUUGCAGUACCCUCUAUCAGGGUAUGUAUUCCUGCUUACUUCAGAAUUUUUUGUUUGAACUCUUGACUGUAAUUUAGACAUUGUUUUACAAAGAAGAAAUGAAAAAUGCUGCUCAAGUUUUUGAGUAAAUGGUGAGAAAAGUAUUGCGAGUAAUACUUUUCUUAGUGUCUUGUGUUUUCCUUAUACAUAUAUUUACUUUCAACUUUUUUUUUUAUCAGUUUGAAUAGGUUUUUGUCAAUAACACAGAUUUUUUUAAACCAUUGUAGGAUGGGGGAUAUACCUUCCUUUUAUGAAUGUAUUCAUUUGCUUAUAAUCCCUUGCAUACUCAUCCAGAAAGGAUUUGCCUUGUGUAGUGAAUUUGCAAAGUGUUAUUCAGACUGUGUGAACCCUUGUACUCCAACACGGGACAUCACAAUGUCGUUCUGCUGGUGGUGUGCCUACCUUCUAAAAAUAUGGCGAGAUUAAUUAAUACACUGAGGCAAGGAUAAUCAGAAGGUGAAAUCCCACCAGUUUCUCAAUGCAGACGGUUUUGUAAUAAAUUGGCCAAUAUGGUGUGACAUGUUAUCCCCAAGCCACUGUUCUAGUAACUCAACUCUCUGGUUCAUUUUUUUGAAAUGUACUUUGUUUAAGCUGCUUUAUGAAGUUGAAAUUUUGUGAAAAACGAUAUUGUGUUGCCCUGCUGUAAAACCUCCACCAUAAUGUCUACUACUACCCAUCUGCUUGGAGAAGCUGGGAGUGGGGAAGUAGGAUUCAUUUUCUGCUAGAUAUUUAAAUAAUGUAGCAGUAAAUAAGUGGGGGUGAUUUUGCACAGUACGAGUAUUUGUUUCCCUUCUUUCUUCUGGUCUGUACUCUCUGUUUGUUAGAGAACCAUGAAUUUGAGCACUUCAUCAUCUUUAUAAUGGUGACCGUUACAGAAGAGGAGCACUUAAUUUUUAAAUUGAAAUUUUUGAUGGAGUGAUUUGAUCUCCAUGGUGCUGUCAUCAUCCCAUCCUCCAUAUUACUUGGUUACUACAGUCCUCUUGUUUUUCAUUUCUCCACAUGCUGUCAUACUGUGGCAGCCCAGGCACCAGUGCUGAACAUUCUGUUUUUGAUUUUUGAAUAUUUGCUCCAUUUGUUCUGUCUUGUGUAGAUGCUAUGAUGAUAUUUUAUUUGGGGAGGUGGUAAUUGUCUGUUCUAGGUUUUUGAGGCCUUGAAAAUGUUUUAAAAGUGUGGUCUACACCACCUGCUGAUAUCUUUCAAAUGUAUGAACUUCAGUAUUGUCUGACUCUUACUUCUUGGGGCUGGGAUGCACUGAUACAUUUUUCUUGCACAUUUUCCAGUAACUAAUUUUAUAAAUGUUUUAAUGGUGUAUACGGGACAGUUUAAUAUUGUGACGAGCCUGGUGAAACAGUUUAAUUCUAAGAAAAGAGCCAAGUGAACUAGUGCUCUUUUGCUAGGAGCAGGUGCCAUCGUAGGAAGUGAGAUGGGAACAUUUUCUAAAGCACACAAAGAUCAUUUCUGAUUUAGAAAGCAUCCUGGGCAAGAAGAGACAUGGAGUCUUGUUUUAUCUUUGCUGCAGAAUGCAGAGCUGAUUAGUCAUCCCUCCCACACAUCUUUUUUCAUUUCUGUUUUCUCUCUCCAUCUUGUUGUGUUCAUACAGGAAAAAAAUGUGUUACAGUGGCAGUAUUGGGAAUCUUUUCAUUUUUCCCUGAAUGUUAAUUUAUCUCUCUUUGCAUCGUAAUCCUGACAGGUGGUAGCACUGUUUGUGCAGCAACCAGGCUAGUGAUUUUUGCUGAAUUUUCCAAAGUUAUGCGGAAAGUAGGGGAUAUUUUUUCACUUCAAAUGCAUAACUUAUUCAGUGGAUUUAUAAUCCUUUACAAAAAAAAAAAAAAGGGUCAUGCAGACUGCUGGAAAAUCAGCUUCUGAAGUAAUGCUACUAGUAAACUCAGGUGUGUUGUAUAGCAGCAAAGACACAAACAGCUGCUGAAGUCUGUGACUGUGGUUGUCCAGAUGUUGGCCUCUUGUGUUUUUCUCAGUAAUUUAAAUAUGAAAAACAACACCAUUCCUAUGAAGACUCAAACCUUGAAUUUGAAUGCCUUUGGAGAUGUUUAAUAUAUAUAUAAAUAAAAGAUUUGUGCACGGAAAAAGGUUUGAUAUUUGAUAUCAUUAUAAAUCACAUAUCUUCCCAGAUGUAACCUGUAGCCUUUCUGAAGAUAUAGACUAUUUUAACAAAUGUUACUGGAGAAUUAGGUUCUCUGGCAAACAAACUGAAUUUAGUAAUGGACAUUCUUAAUGGUUUAGUAGAAGCAGCUUGGAGCUUGUAGCGGUUUUUGUAGAUACUAGCAAACACCGUUUGAUGCACUUUGUAAAAGCUGGUAUGCUCCGUCACCUAUUUAAACAGAUCUACUUAGUGGUUUGAAAUUUGUUUUUACAAUUUUAAUAUGUAAGGUUGGUAAUAUAUUAAUGCACUUUGAAGAAGUGAACUGAAGGGGUUUUGUCUAAUCAUGUCCAGUUCAUCUUGUAUUUCCCUGUUUUCCAUCCUUCAUGUUGACUAAGGCUAAAAUGGCAGCACCCAUCCAUACUAGAGAAAGAUGUUUGUUUGAUAGCCAAGAUUAAUGGCUCUCCCAGUGACCUGAUACUGUUAUAAGUAUUAGGUGGUCAUUAUUUUGGGAUACCAUGGACACCCAGCUGUAAGGUGCCGACAGAGUAGCAAUUCUGUACAUGUGCCUCCUAUUACUUAGUGUACUGUUGGUGUGUAUUGCACCAUGGUCCUUUAGGACUGAUGCAGGUCUGUAACAUUGCUUCUGGACACUUCAGACUUAGCUCUAUGCCCUUAACACACACAUACACAUACAGUAUUCUGAUAUUCAUGUCUAUUAAGCUGUUUGGUGCCUCUGCCAAUUUAGCUUUGAAAUAAGAUUACCUUUGCUCUGCAUUUGUUUUGUUUCACAGAGGGUGUAUGUUUGAUGAAUUUUCAUUUGGAAUAAGAGAGAAAAAGAUGUGGUCAGCUUCUCCUCUUUUGAAAGAAAAUAAAAAUGGAUUUGUAAAUGAAUGAACAUUUUCAAGAUUUGAUGAAAAUGUUAGAAACGUAUAUUAUUUUUAAUAACCUUUUUGCUUAGAAAUCAUUUCUACAAAUUUACAUUUGGAAGAUAUAUGCAUACAUUUAGUCUUCAUUUCUUUUUCUCUAAUGCUUGUGCUGGACUAUGAAAUUAGGAUUGUCAUUCCUGGGGUGAGUAUCCCCAUGUGACAUAUUUUACAAUGUUCUAUUUCUUUUUUAAUCAUUUUAACACACAAAUAUAUUAUAAAAAUGAACUUUGGCUGAACACAAUGGAUACUGUUACAUUGAGAUCAAUAAAAUAAUUCCUUGAAUGGAUAUCAAAACUG
Protopterus annectens (West African lungfish) is the source of this 13478-nucleotide messenger RNA. It is a transcript of the gene EIF4EBP2, whose product is annotated as eukaryotic translation initiation factor 4E binding protein 2. Bases 204 to 548 code for a protein of 114 amino acids. Gene Ontology annotation, molecular function: eukaryotic initiation factor 4E binding. The transcript is spliced from 3 exons. Lineage: Eukaryota; Metazoa; Chordata; Ceratodontiformes; Protopteridae. The record is from RefSeq and is a predicted model, not a curated record. Gene Ontology annotation, cellular component: cytoplasm. Gene Ontology annotation, biological process: negative regulation of translational initiation.